AUGGUGGGUAUUUCGCCAAAGAAGCAGUACGAGCUUAUCACUCGAGGUAUAGAAGAGACCAUUGGAGGCGAUGCGCUUCUCAAAAUUUUAGAGGAGCACGAGCGCAACGUCAAAUGCUAUUGGGGCACGGCGCCGACAGGUCGACCGCACGUCGGCUAUCUCGUACCGCUGACCAAACUUGCCGACUUUUUGCGUGCAGGUGUCACAGUCAAGGUGUUGUUUGCAGACAUUCACGCAUUUCUGGACAAUAUGAAAGCGCCUAUUGAACUGGUAAAGCACCGUGCGGAAUACUACCGCCAAAUUUUGAUUGCUGUGAUGAAAGCCAUUGGCGUGCCCACAGACAGUCUUGAUUUUGUGCUUGGGUCUUCUUACCAGCUCUCGGAACAAUACAAUUUUGACGUGUACCGCCUUUCCGCUUUUGUAACAGAGCAUGAUGCAAAGAAAGCAGGCGCUGAAGUGGUGAAACAAGUUGCCAAUCCGCUUCUUAGCGGCCUCUUGUACCCCGGACUCCAAGCGCUCGACGAGCAGUACCUGGAUGUCGAUUUCCAGUUUGGCGGAAUUGAUCAGCGCAAGAUCUUUAUGUUUGCUGAACAGUACUUGCCUAAGCUUGGCUACUCCAAGCGCUCGCACCUGAUGAAUGCAAUGGUUCCGGGCAUGAAUGGCUCCAAAAUGUCGUCCUCUGAUGCAGAUUCCAAGAUUGACUUCCUUGACUCCGCCGAAGAUAUUGCGAAAAAAAUCAAGGGUGCCUAUUGCAUGCCUGGCGAAGUGGAUGGCAAUGGUGUGCUUGCUUUUAUUCGCGCUGUGCUCAUGCCCAUUUCGCGCGUGCGGAACGAAGCCGUGCAAAUGGGCGAGACAUUGGACGAGGAAUGGGUGAAGCCGAUGGUUCCUUCAGACGCACCAGACGGCACCCUUUUCUAUAUCUCGCGCCCCGAAAAGUAUGGCGGAAGCCUGUACUAUGAUACCUAUGAGCAGCUCGAGCGUGACUUUAAGGAACAACAAGUGCAUCCGUCUGACUUGAAAAAGGCCGUUGGCGACGCUCUUUCGGCGUUGCUUGUUCCUGUGCAGAAUAUGCACGAGAAAGAUGAGACAUUCCGCAAGAUCAAGGCACUCGCGUACCCCGACGACGAACCCAAAGAAAAAAAGAAGAAAGUGGCCAAAGUCAAUCCAAAGUUUGCCCGUUAUGUACUUAUAUCGGAUGGCGGUCUAGCCAAGACGGAGGAGGAGGCCAAGGAGAAUGCGGAAGCGGAUGGUGUUUCUUACAAGCCCAAGAAAAAGCAAGGCAAGCCGCCGGCGCCGCCUACAGAAGCAGUUCAAAACCUGGACAUGAACAAGUAG
Molecule: messenger RNA, 1335 nt
Organism: Malassezia vespertilionis
Lineage: Eukaryota; Fungi; Basidiomycota; Malasseziomycetes; Malasseziales; Malasseziaceae
Product: tyrosine--tRNA ligase
Exons: 1
Coding region: 1-1335 (444 amino acids)
Biological process (GO): tyrosyl-tRNA aminoacylation
Molecular function (GO): ATP binding; tyrosine-tRNA ligase activity
Source: RefSeq, a predicted model, not a curated record